Coregonus clupeaformis (lake whitefish) is the source of this 4349-nucleotide messenger RNA. Its product is annotated as rho guanine nucleotide exchange factor 18-like. Bases 369 to 3557 code for a protein of 1062 amino acids. Gene Ontology annotation, molecular function: guanyl-nucleotide exchange factor activity. The record is from RefSeq and is a predicted model, not a curated record. The transcript has 23 exons. NCBI's taxonomy places the organism in Eukaryota, Metazoa, Chordata, Actinopteri, Salmoniformes, Salmonidae.
CGUCGUUUGUAUGCCAAUGUCAGUUUCCACAAUGUUUGCUUGUGUGGAGUGUAGGGAAGCCGACCUGGACGGAGAAAAUAGUGGGAGUACUUGUUGAAUUUCAUCGUUUGAGUGCACUGAUUUACUCGACAGACCAAUUUCUUUUAAAUUAAAUUACAGAGUUCUGUUUUUUCUUUCAAGAUUGUGCAGUGAACGUUCACAAGAGUUGUCGGACCCUUCUAGCUGAGUGUAACAGCAGCAAGAACAAGAAAGAUUAUCUGCAUAGGACCUCUGCAACAGCAUCUCCUAACCUAGCCCUGAGGGAGUGGGAUCAGGACAAGUCCUCGCCGGCCCCUGAUGGCCCCUCCGGCUCGCCGCAAGUCCCAGGCAUGACCCUCACCCCGCGGGGACCCAGUGCUCAGCCUGCCGCCUCCAACAGCUCUUCCUCCAGCCACAGUCACACUGCUGGAGCCAGCCUCAACCUCAACCACAGCCACAACAGCAGCUCUGGAUCCCUCCCAGGGGACAUGGACGAGACGGACAGCCUCCGCUUCGGGAUCAAGCGCUUCAACGAGGACGCGGUGUCUCUGGCCCCUUCCACCACUGACUCCAUCAUCGUAGAGGAUGCGUACUACUCUGCGGUUCGAGCUGAUCUGGAGUCAGAUGCCCAGGACUUGGAUGUGGAGUCAUGGAGCCUGGCUGUGGACCAACAGUACCUGAAGAAACACACCAAGGAGAUGGUCAAGAGACAGGACGUCAUCUACGAGUUGAUGCAGACAGAGAUGCAUCACGUACGGACCCUGAAAAUCAUGCUGCAUGUGUACGUGAGGGAGCUGAAAGAGCACCUUCAGAUGGAUGAGCGGUGUCUGGACUGUCUGUUCCCGCGCCUGGAGAGCCUGCUGGAGCUGCACACACACUUCCUUUCCCGCCUCAAAGAGCGGCGCCGAGACGCCAUGCAGCCCGGCAGCGACAAGAACUACAACAUACAGAGACUCGCUGACAUCCUUACCACACAGUUUUCAGGUGAGUUAGGGGAACGGAUGAAGGAGAGCUAUGGUGAUUUUUGUAGCCACCACACAGAGGCUGUCAAUUACUACAAGGAGCAGCUGCACAACAACAAGAAGUUCCAGAACCUCAUACGGAAAAUCAACAAUUUGUCCAUUGUGAGAAGAUUAGGAGUGACAGAGUGUAUUCUACUGGUGACUCAGCGCAUCACGAAGUACCCAGUGCUGGUGGAACGCAUUGUGCAGAACACAGAAGUGGGCACGGACGAGCACGAGGAGCUGACGAGGUCUCUGAGUCUGAUCAAAGACUGCAUCGUCCAGGUUGAUGCCCUGGUCAACCUCCAUCAGAAAGCCUCGCGCCUCCGAGACAUCGCCCACAAGAUGGAGCCCAAGUCCCUGGGCAAGGUCAAAGAUGGCCGUGUCUUCCGCGGAGAGGACCUGACUCUGGGCAGACCCAGGCUGCUGCACGAGGGGACCGUCAACCACAAGGCUGCCUCUGGCAGACUCAAAGAUAUUCUCGCUGUGCUGCUGUCAGAUGUCCUGUUGUUACUCCAAGAGAAAGACCAGAGAUAUGUCUUCUCUACUGUGGACAACAAGCCAUCAGUGAUCUCCCUCCAGAAGUUGAUAGUGAGGGAGGUGGCCCACGAAGAGAAGGCCAUGUUCCUAAUCUGCGCCUCCUCCAACGAGCCUGAGAUGUACGAGAUCCACACCGCCUCCAAGGAGGAGCGCAACACCUGGAUGACACACCUCCGCCAGGCAGUGGAGAGUUGUCCACAAACAGAGAGGCUCUUCAGUGAGGAGGAGGAGGCUCGAGCCGCCAGAUUCAAAGAGUUCCAAGAGCGUCUGAGCCAGAAGGAUGGCCAGAUCGUGGCAGGUCUGACAGAGAAGCUGCAGCUGUUUGCAGACAUGGCAGAGUCUGUGGCUGGUCUUGAGGAUAUGGCCUCACGCUCCUGUCUGCUGCUGCGUGGUGAUGCCUCAGACCUCCACCAGGGGGAGACGCUGCUCAAGGGAGCCAUCACUGAAGUGGAGAACCUUCAGAACAUGUUGCUGUCUGGUGUGAGAGAGCUAGCUCCACGUCCAGAGGAGGGUUUAGGCUCCGGGGCUAUGCCCAGGAGAGCAGGCACCUUCGGGGGCUACGACAGCAGCCCCACCAUCCUCAACAAGAAAGGCAGUGUGAAGAAGAAGAACUACAGUGGAGGGGACAGAGACAGGAGCCAGAGAGCCCGCUCUGACCCCCAGCUCAAGGAGAUUCAGACCAGCCAGGCCCUGGAGCAGCCACCGGCUGCUGAUAAUGAUGAGGCCUCUCCAGCCAUCUGGAACCCCAUCUGGUCCAACACCUUUCCAGAAGCUGAGUUCUUUGACCUGGUGCUGAUGCUGUCUCAGAGACUCUACAGCUUGCAGGCCAUCAUCUGCCAGCAAGACAGCCACAUCGAGCUACAGCGCGCCUCCCUCAAAGAGCGUGCCUCCUUCCCCGGCCGUCACCGUGGCAACGUGCUCCUGGAGCAGGAGAAACAGAGGACGCUGGCCCUGCAGAGGGAGGAGCUGGCCAGCUUCCACAAGCUGCAGUCACAGCACCGACAGGAGCAGGCUCGCUGGGAGAGGGAGCGGGAGCGCCACCGGCAGCAGGCAGAGGCCGCGGAGGGCAAGCUGAGGCAGAGGGAGGAGGAGUGCAGGAGGCAGGAGGAGAAGCUGGCGGAGGAGAGGGAGGAGCUGGAGAGACAAAGGGAGAUGUACCAACAGGAUCUGGAGAGACUGAGGGAGUCAACCCGCACCGUGGAGAAGGAGAAGGAACGCCUGGAGCAGCAGAGGAAGAUCAAGAGGAAGACAAUCGAGGUGGUGCCACUAUCCGGCAGUCUAAAUGGGGACCUCCUGCUGGGCAUGGGCGGUCGCGGUGUUGGCGGUUCAGACCUCUCCCGCACCCUCCCCCUGCCCCAGAAGGCCCUGGUGCGCCCCAGCCUCUCGGGGGUGCCCGCAGACUACCUGGAGCAUCCCGAGGUUCCGCCGCGGGGUCAGAGCGUCAAUGCCACCGUGUUGCCGGUGAAGAAGGAGGUGCCGCUCCACCUGUGCAGCACCACCAACCAGCAACACAAGCAGUUUGGCGUCCAGCAGCAGAUCCCCACCAAACUGGCAGCGCUGAGCUCAAAGAGCUCCAAGAAUUGCAAGGGCAAGGCCUCGCACCGCACCGACAGCACAGCCUCUGUGGAUAUGAAGCAGAUGCUGCCUAUGAAGUUGUCAGCCAGAGAGGACGGCACUCUGAAAGCCAAGUGCUCCAUCAGUCCUCACCAGAGGCACCCCCUAACCCACUCCCAGUCCCUGCACUUCACAGAUUCAGUGAUCCAUCCAGACAGUGGGCCAGAGAACCAGCCCUCCUCCACCCACCUGGUCUGCCUACAGAAGCCCCCCAGCCAGACCUCCAAUCCCCUCCACACCCAGCCCCAGGCUCCUAACCGCCUCCAUACCCAGAGCCCCAACCCCUCUUCAGCCCAGGCCCCUGUCCACGGCCUCAGCCACAGCCAGCCCCCUCCAUACAGGAUCACUGAGGACCUGAACAAGGAGGAUGUCAUAUUUUUCUAAGUCCUCCAGAAAGAGGGGACACCUCUCUCAGCUGCUGUGGAGCACAGCGGGCAGGGACCAAAGGGAGGCCUGUGAUGUCAUCACCUGUGACGUCCGAGCUCUAGGAACUGGGACAAAACAUUUCCUUUUAAAGAGGUCAUUUGAACAAUUAUUUCUUUUAAGAAUAUAUUUUAUCAUGGUCCCCUAAAUCUAAUGCCAAUAACUGUUUUUAAUCGUUUUUUUUAUUCAACGUCAGAUGUUGAUUAUGAAGAAGUGAAGAAAGACAACUGUGAUUAAUAUAACGGGUUAUUCUAAACAUGAAGACUUCACUUGACGUUCUGGACCAUUUCAAAGACUUUCCCACAGAGAGCAGGACGAAGAGUGGCAAGAAAGAAGGGAAUGAAUGAACAGAGAGAGACUGCAGUGUGUGUGAAGGGAGUGGUAGGAGACAGUCACUGAAACAGUCUCGUGAUGUAGUCUGUCUCUCCUGAAAAAAUGUGCACCUUUUGGAAGCAGUGGAGCCACAGGGAGGGAUGAACUGAUGAUGAUGACAUUGCUCGCUGGCCUGUGUGUUGACUCAGCCAGAUGUUUUUAUUUUGCACUGUGUAAAUACUUAUUUUACAGGCUAACGAUACAUAUGAACCAGGACUGUGAUGGUUUGGACUUAUGAUUGAGCCACGAAUUAAGUUAUAAGUAUGAAGGGUUACUUUUUAUGUAUUUUUUUUUCUUAAUCAUGUGUUUCUUAUUAGAAAAGACUGAACAAAAAAUAUGAACGCAACAUGCAACAAUUUCUAAGAUUUUACAGAGUUACAG